UGUCGAGGUCGAAUGUCGCUAUCGACUAUCGAUUGCUUUUUGUUGCCCGAUAUUUUUGUUUUGAUUACGAUUUGCCAUUUUGGCAGUUUGUUUUUGUUCGGAUGAAAAAUGAAGUGAAGUGGUAUCGAUAGAUUAGAUAGACUUGAUAAUUACGGAGGUGUUUGUGCAACAUAGUUGAUUGUAUAGUAAUCGUAACAUUUGUGAAUUGAAUGAUGCUAAUGGUUAAUGUUACGGUAUGAAGUUGAUAAAACUGUCUGUCCUUCGUAGUCGCAGUUACUUCCUAUAAAACUUUGCAGUUGGUCAUGUGCUUGUGUGAUUGUUGUAAAACCUGCAAAAUAUCCUUCUUCAUUUUAUUACAUCUACAAGAAUUUCAAUUUUCUACGUGCAUGAGUUAUCGCAGACGAUGAUCUUUCAAGAAAAUGUCGGAAAAAGGUAAAGAAUAAAUUAUUUUUGCAAUCACGGGAAUAGGAACAAAGAACGCGAAAAGUGAAAACGCAUCUGUAAAUAAGAACAAAUACGGAGGAAGAACUCUGGGUCAGAGCUUUGAAAACAAAAAAAAAACGAAGAACGCGAUUGUCUUGUUUCAAAAACAAAACUCUGUUGUCUUUUCAACCCUGGUUGUUGAGCAGUGAUUAUUAUCGAUUCGUGAAAUUCACCAAAGUUAUCUAAAGCUACACAUUUUGUUGCCCUGCAUCAUUUAGAUAACACUGGCAAUUUGAUGGAUGCGGAUGCCUUGGCUCAAGCUGAAAUAGAUAAAAAUCAUUUGCAAAGUGAUCUAUUGACAGCUGUUAAAGAAUGCCAGAAGAAAUACGGCGGUCGUAUCGAACUCGCUACUGAAUUGGACUCGCAUGUAUCUCGCGUUUGCUUUUGCUUUGAAGCUGUUUUUAAUCACGGUUUGAAGAGGACUAUUUCUAAAAAAUCUACCAAAGCUUUCUGUAUCAACGAAAAACCAACGUUCUGGCUUUGCAUCUCUCAUAUCUUAUCUCAACACGAGCGAGACCGUUACAAUAGUUUGAAGAACGUAAAAUCAAAUUGGGGUAAAGGUAGAGCCUGGCUGAGAUCUGCUCUCAAUGAGAGAUCGCUGGAACGAUACUUACAAUCGUUGAUAUUCGACGAAAUUUUACUGGCGGAGUAUUAUGAAGAAUUAGCGUUUCUCAGAGAUCAAGAGAAAAGUAAUAUUUUACCCACCGCUGCUGCAGGUUUGGUGCCAAUACUAUUCGCUAUUAGUAUCGAUAGAGAGGAUUUGAAUCACAGAAACAACGAUUGUGGAAUCGACAAAUUCAAUUCGGAACAAGUCAUACUAACCGAAUCCAUGGAUGUACUGAAAAUAAACGAUGUUCGUAGAAAAAUUCAAAACAAUAUUAUAGAAUUUGAUGACACAUGCGAAAAUAAUGGUAACUACGAUGAAAUAAAUGCAUCCGUUUGUUCGCCGUGUGAUAUUUCUACUGUCGAAAUAGCGGAAGAUGCUGCUGAUACAAUACUGAAAAAUGAACACUCCGCAUAUUUUAAUAACGAUUCUGAAGACAACGUUAGUAGUAUGGGUCUAAGACCAAUAAGUGAUGAAGGAGUAGGCGAACUAAUACCUGUAUCAACUGAUAUCAAUAAUGCUGAUGAUUCGACUUUAUUUUCCGAUUUCCCCAGUGAAGAUGGCAUUUCUGUGGGAUCAACUGACGAUCAAGGGUUUCAAAAACUAUACGAAUCGGCGAAGGAAGAACUGAAAAAGCAGUUGGCAUUAAAUUCUACCUUAGAUGCUCGCGUCCACGAAUUGAACAGGGAAAAUGAAGUGUUGAAACACCAGCUGCGAAAGUACGUUAGUGCUGUACAAAUGCUGAAACAAGAAGAUGCGGACCAUACGUUCGAAGCUCAAUUAUACGAAAAAAAAUUGGUGCAGGUCGCAGAAAUGCACGGCGAGCUAAUGGAACUAAACAAUAGAUUGCAAAUCAGUUUAUUGGCUAAGGAAGAAAUGAAUAAACGGUUACAAGAAGAACUAAUUUCUUUACGAGGUCCUCUUCCCUCUGAAGAUUUUUCGUUGCAUAAACUAGUCAGCUUAUGGGUUCCAUCAGUUUUUCUUACUGGACGAUAUGCCGAUCCUCAUCAUGUGUAUCAAGUACAUUUUAGAAUAGGUUCGGAAGAAUGGAAUGUGUACAGGAGGUAUGCUCAGUUCCACGCAUUUCAUCAAAAACUUAAGAAAGAAUACAGUAUUGCUUCUGGGUUUCAUUUUCCGCCAAAAAAGACUAUCGGAAAUAAAGAUGCAAAUUUUGUCGAAGAAAGAAGAAAAAAAAUACAAUUGUAUCUACGACAAGUUAUUAAUUUCUUGUUAACGCAAGAUUCCCAUUUAGCCGUGAACCCUACUAAAGCAUUAUUUACCUCUCGUGUACAAUUUUUCAGUGAACAGUACAAAGAAGGCAACCAGUCGAGAUCUCAUAGCAUUUUUGGUAACUGUUUGCAACAACCUCAAAACGACACUGAAGAUACAUUAGCGCAGUAUUCAGGAUUAUAAUAUUAAUCAAAAAUUAUACCGAAAAAGAUUACCUUUAGAGGCAGACAUUAACAUGGUUUUCAUUGAUGUGUCCGCUUAUUAUCAUUAUCAAAAUGUAUUAUACUUUUCAUCAAAAUCGUGGAUAAAACAAGCUUGAGUAGCUAAUUUUUUUCAACUGCUAUUUCAUCUUUCUCGUUUUAAAAACUUUUGAGGAUAAAGAUAUAUUUUGUUGAAUUACCUGUUUCAUUUGAACUUUUUAUAUUUUUUUAAUCUAAUACUACGUACAGUUUAAUUCGUACAUAUAAAGUAAUUUCAUUACA
Messenger RNA from Planococcus citri (citrus mealybug), 2799 nucleotides. RefSeq names its product sorting nexin-29-like. Gene Ontology annotation, molecular function: phosphatidylinositol binding. The record is from RefSeq and is a predicted model, not a curated record. Bases 719 to 2500 code for a protein of 593 amino acids. The transcript has 14 exons. Lineage: Eukaryota; Metazoa; Arthropoda; Insecta; Hemiptera; Pseudococcidae.